AUGUGCUCCAAGUACCGGUUCGCGGUGCGCCCGGGGAUGCCGCGCGACGGCACCACCCGGUUCAGCGACGGCCAGGGGCGCCCGCUCCACCACUUCCUGGGCGUGUCCAGCUUCACCGAGUACACCGUGGUGGACGUGAACCACGUCGUCAAGGUCAACCCCGCCAUGCCGCCGGCACUCGCCUGCCUGCUCAGCUGCGGCGCCUCUACGGGGGUCGGAGCCGCAUGGAAGCAGGCGAAAGUUGAGCCUGGGUCUUCGGUCGCUAUCUUUGGCCUCGGCGCUGUAGGAUUGGCGGUUGCUGAAGGAGCCAGGAUUUGUGGGGCGUCAAAGAUAAUCGGCGUGGAUAUAAACCCUGAGAAAUAUGAACUUGGAAAGAAGUUCGGCGUGACACAAUUCAUCAAUCCCAAAGAACUUGGUGAGAAACCUGUCCACCAGGCGAUCAUCGAGAUGACCGACGGUGGCGCGGACUACUGCUUCGAGUGCAUUGGACUGGCGGCGCUAAUGAACGACGCAUUUCGGAGCUCCCGAGACGGGUGGGGCAAGACGAUCAUUCUUGGAGUGGAAAUGCACGGUGCCCCUCUCUCCAUCUCUUCUCAUGAGAUCCUCCACGGGAAGUCUGUCGUCGGGUCCAUGUUCGGAGGGCUGAAGCCUAAGCAGGACAUUCCCAUUCUCGCCGCCAAGUACCUGAACAAGGAGUUGGAGCUUGACAAGUUCAUAACCCAUGAAGUCGGCCUCAAGGACAUCAAUGAAGCUUUUGACCUGCUGCUCCAACGGAAGAGUGUCAGGUGCACCAUAUGGAUGGACAAGUGA
This is a messenger RNA of Miscanthus lutarioriparius, 810 nucleotides long. The record is from the annotation of a GenBank genome assembly. NCBI's taxonomy places the organism in Eukaryota, Viridiplantae, Streptophyta, Magnoliopsida, Poales, Poaceae.